CCCCCGCCGCCUCCGCCCGGCGCCUUCCGCUUCACCAGGCCCGCCUACAAUGCCAGCAUCCCCGAGAACUCGCCGCCCAAGACGUACGCCACGCCCGAGGAGCGCAUGGGCGUCGUCACGGCGCCCGACGACCCUCGCGAGGCGGACGCCGUCAUCCGGUUCAAGAUCGUCGCCGGCGACCGCGACAAGUUCUUCAAAGCGGAGGAGAAGCUGGUCGGCGACUUCUGCUUCCUGCUGCUGCGCACGCGCACCGACAAGCUGGACGUGCUCAACCGCGAGCGCAAGGACCGCUACGUGCUGGACGUACGCGCCACCAAGUCCUGGCGGGGCAACUCGAGCGCCACGCCCCUCAUCGCCGACACGCGCGUCGCCGUCACCGUGCUCGACACCAACGACCUCAACCCGCUCUUCUACCCCACCGAGUACGAGGUGACCGUCCCGGAAGACACGCCCUUGCACCGCAGCAUCGCCCAAGUGUCCGCCGAGGACGCGGAUCUCGGCAGGAACGGCGAAAUCUACUACAGCUUCCUGGACGCCACGGACCAGUUCUCGGUGCACCCGAUGACCGGCGUGGUGUCGCUGACGCGGCCACUGAGGUACACGGCCAAAUCCGUGCACGAGCUUACGGUGAAAGCGCAGGAUCGCAGUUCCAUCCUCAAGCACGGUCCCCAGGCGAAGGCCAGCACGGCUACCCUCAAGGUCAGAGUCCAGCAGGUGAACCUGUUCGCUCCCGAAAUCUACGUGCGGCACCUGCCCGACAUCGCGGAACAUUCCAACGCCGACAUAUACGCCAUAGUGCGCGUCACAGAUCGUGACAAGGGGAUGCACGGUGAGAUCAAGAGCCUCGACAUCGUCGACGGCGAUCCGGACGGCCACUUUCGCAUAAAACCUGCUGGGAAACCUGGAGAGUACAAUAUCGUCGUAGUUCACCUCCUAGACCGCGAGACGGCGCCUCAGGGCUACAACCUCACGCUGAAGGCGACGGAUAUGGGCAUCCCGCCGAAGGAGACUUACAAAUCCGUGCCUGUCCACCUGACCGAUCUCAACGACAAUGCUCCCGUGUUCGAUCGCGAGAUCUACGAAGUCGAAGUGCCAGAAACGGCGCCGGUCAACACGCCAGUCAUCCGCCUGAAGGUUACCGAUGCCGACGAAGGCAAAAACGCACAAGUUUUCUUAGAGAUAGUAGGGGGGAAUGAAGGCGGAGAGUUUCGCAUCAACCCCGACACUGGCAUGCUCUACACGGCGGUACAACUGGAUGCGGAGGAAAAGGCCAUGUACACGCUGACGGUGUCGGCGAUAGACCAAGGGAACGCUGGCACCAGAAAACAGUCUUCCGCCAAAGUGAAAGUGACCGUGGCUGACACCAACGACAACGAUCCACUGUUCGAAACCCCGGAAGCGACAGUGUGGGUGGACGAGAACGAGCCGGCGGGAACUACCGUCACCAAAGUGUCUGCCAAGGACCGCGACUCCGGCGAAAACGCCUACAUUUCCUACAGCAUCGCCAAUCUGAAACCAGUGCCUUUCGAGAUAGACCACUUCUCGGGAGUCGUGAAGACGACUAUGGUGCUGGAUUACGAGUCUAUGAGGAGGGAGUAUAUUCUCAGGAUACGUGCUUCCGACUGGGGUCUUCCGUACCGCCGACAGACAGAAAUGCAGUUGAAGAUUAACGUGAGAGAUAUCAAUGACAACAGACCGCAGUUCGAGAAGGUUGACUGCUCGGGCCACGUGCCGCGCUACGUUCCGAUCGGCACGGAGAUCAUCACGCUCUCGGCUAUAGACUUUGACGCCGGAAGUAUCAUUAGCUACCGUCUGGUCGGCGGCAACGCGGACAGCUGCUUCGGUUUGGACGCGACCUCGGGAGUGCUGAGCGUCACCUGCGACUUGACAGAUGUCAAAGUGUCCGAGCGGGAGGUGAACAUCACCGCGACGGACGGCACCCACUUCUCGGACAUCGUCCACGUGCUGAUCAACCUGGUCAACGCCAAGAGGAGUCUGGGCUCGCCGGGCAGGAUCCUCACCGACGAGACCGGAGCGUUCGAGUGCCGCGACACUGGUGUGACUCACCGCCUGACGGAGAUCCUGGCCGCGGGCGAGCGCAACAACGCGCCCUACGACCUGCACCGGGAGGACUUCGCCAUGAUGCCCAGCCGCUACGGCGAGAACGUGCACGCGCCCGAGUUCUUGGACUUUCCGACGGGGAUCAAUGUGAACGAGUCGGUGGCGCUGGGCACGACGCUGGUGAAGCUCCGGGCCAGGGACCGCGACCUCGGCUACAACGGGAAGUUGGUGUACGGCAUCUCGGACGGCGACUACGACUCCGUGUUCCUCAUCGACCCCGAGACGGGCGAGCUGAAGGUGGUGGGCCACCUGGACCGCGAGCGCGAGGCCGAGUACCUGCUGAACGUCAGCGUGUACGACCUGGGCCGGCCGCAGAAGGCGGCGUCGCGCUUCCUGCCCGUCACCGUGCUCGACGUCAACGACAACGCGCCCAGGUUCGAGAAGGCGGUGGCCAGCUUCCGAGUGACGGAGAACGCGCUCAACGGCACGGCCAUCUUCCGCGUGAACGCCACCGACGCGGACCAGGGAGAGAACGCGCGCGUCUCGUACUCGCUGGUCACCGACACGGACGACUUCGCGGUGGACGCGCGCACAGGCGUGUUGACGGUGGCGGCAGCGCUCGACCGCGAACGGCAGGACGUGUACGAGCUGAAGGUGCGCGCCACGGACGGCGGAGGCGGGGGCGGCAGCGGCGACGUGCCGCCCCUGUCCUCGGACGCCAUCGUGCGCAUCCUCAUCGACGACGUGAAUGACAACGCGCCCGCCUUCGCGCUGCCCUCAUACACAGUGAAGGCGCGGGAGGACCUGCCCGUCGGAAGUGUCGUCGCCGUCGUCGGCGCCAGCGACCCGGACGUCGGCGCCGGAGGGCAGGUGCAGUACUCGCUGGUGGGCGGCGCGGGCGACGGCGACGAGGCGUUCAGCGUGGACCGGCUGUCUGGUGCGGUGCGCACGGCGGCGCCGCUCGACUUCGAGGAGCGGCAGGUGCACACGCUGGUGGUGCGCGCGCGCGACCGCGGCGCGCCACCGCUCUCCUCCUCCACCACGGUCGUCGUCGAGGUGGUCGAUGUCAACGAGAACGUGCACGCGCCGCAGUUCGGGGAGUUCGUGUGGGCCGCAGCCGUGCUGGAGAACCAGCCGGCCGGCACGCUGGUCACCACGGUGCGCGCGACGGACGCGGACCCGCGCGGCGACGACUCCAGGGUCUCGUACUCCAUCCGCGGCGGAGACGGCGUCGGGCUCUUCACCGUCGACGACGAAGGUAGGCCGCCGCUAUCUGCUAACAGCCGCUGCUGCAGCGCGCAUAGGUGUCGAUUCACGUAUCAGCCUGACGUGACGGUGUUACACAGGGUGAAAAGUAUUUAA
Schistocerca nitens (vagrant locust) is the source of this 3423-nucleotide messenger RNA. RefSeq names its product fat-like cadherin-related tumor suppressor homolog. Gene Ontology annotation, molecular function: calcium ion binding. NCBI's taxonomy places the organism in Eukaryota, Metazoa, Arthropoda, Insecta, Orthoptera, Acrididae. Gene Ontology annotation, cellular component: plasma membrane. Gene Ontology annotation, biological process: homophilic cell-cell adhesion. The transcript has 2 exons. The annotation marks the transcript as partial. The record is from RefSeq and is a predicted model, not a curated record.